Messenger RNA from Ziziphus jujuba (common jujube), 2434 nucleotides. Its product is annotated as cyclin-dependent kinase C-2. The record is from RefSeq and is a predicted model, not a curated record. NCBI's taxonomy places the organism in Eukaryota, Viridiplantae, Streptophyta, Magnoliopsida, Rosales, Rhamnaceae. The coding region runs from base 423 to 1973 and encodes 516 amino acids. Gene Ontology annotation, cellular component: cyclin-dependent protein kinase holoenzyme complex; nucleus. Gene Ontology annotation, biological process: protein phosphorylation; positive regulation of transcription elongation by RNA polymerase II. The transcript has 14 exons. Gene Ontology annotation, molecular function: RNA polymerase II CTD heptapeptide repeat kinase activity; cyclin-dependent protein serine/threonine kinase activity; ATP binding.
UAAAGAUUUUAUAUUUCACCAACCAAUCAAUCUCCACCGUCCACAAGGAGGCCUUUAUGAUGUCUCUUCUUUAACCUUGCGUCGUCCUCUUUGCAGUCCUCCCUCAUCAGCCGAAACUAGGGUUGUUUGUCGAGAGGCAGACCUCAAUCGAUCGGCCUUGGAUGUUGGAUCAGCUCUACGGCGCGAGCAUAAAUCCAUCAUCAAAAUGGAGCAUAAAGUUUAUGGUUCUAUAUUCUUCAAAAGUCCUACUGCUGAUUGCUUGGAGUCUAUAAAGCCAAGGAGAAGAAGAGAGAGGAGGUGGUACCAAACGCCUUUUGUUUUUUCCAGGCCGCUGACAUUUCCCAAGUGGAACAAAAUAAUUUAAUCUGUUUACUGUCAGAGUUACUUUAAUUUCUUGGAGGAAAAGUGGAAGAAAGUUGAUAAUGGCAAUGGCGGCCCCAGGGCAGCUCAAUCUUAACGAAUCACCUUCCUGGGGAUCCAGAAGUGUUGACUGCUUUGAGAAACUGGAACAAAUUGGCGAGGGAACUUAUGGUCAAGUUUACAUGGCUAGAGAAAUUAAGACAGGUGAAAUUGUUGCUUUGAAGAAAAUUCGAAUGGACAAUGAGAGAGAAGGGUUCCCAAUAACUGCCAUUCGUGAAAUUAAAAUUUUGAAGAAGCUGCAUCAUGAGAAUGUAAUUAAGUUGAAAGAGAUUGUGACAUCUCCAGGACCUGAAAAGGAUGAGCAAGGCAGGCCAGAUGGUAAUAAGUAUAAGGGUGGCAUUUACAUGGUUUUUGAAUACAUGGACCAUGAUUUAACUGGUCUUGCUGAUCGGCCUGCGAUGAGAUUUUCUGUUCCUCAGAUCAAGUGCUAUAUGAAACAACUACUGACAGGGCUUCACUAUUGUCAUGUAAAUCAAGUGCUUCAUCGGGAUAUUAAAGGUUCUAAUCUUCUUAUAGACAAUGAAGGUAAUUUGAAGCUUGCUGAUUUUGGGCUUGCACGUUCUUUCUCAAAUGAUCACAAUGCUAAUCUUACAAAUCGUGUUAUUACUUUAUGGUAUAGACCUCCGGAAUUGCUACUUGGAACAACAAAGUAUGGUCCAGCUGUUGACAUGUGGUCUGUUGGAUGUAUAUUUGCUGAACUUCUCCAUGGGAAGCCAAUUUUUCCUGGAAAAGAUGAGCCUGAGCAAUUAAAUAAAAUUUUUGAGCUAUGCGGAGCUCCAGAUGAGGUCAUUUGGCCUGGGGUUUCCAAAAUUCCUUGGUAUAACAACUUCAAGCCAACAAGGCCGAUGAAAAGACGUCUCAAGGAGGUCUUCAGACACUUUGAUCGUCAUGCUUUGGAGUUGUUGGAGAGAAUGCUGACUCUUGAUCCUUCACAGAGAAUAUCUGCGAAGGAUGCGCUUGAUGCCGAGUAUUUCUGGACUGAUCCAUUACCUUGUGAUCCCAAGAGUUUACCCAAAUAUGAGUCAUCACAUGAAUUCCAGACUAAGAAAAAGCGACAGCAGCAACGUCAACAUGAAGAAACAGCAAAACGUCAGAAACUGCAGCACCCGCAGCAGCAUGCUCGCCUCCCACCUAUUCAGCAGUCUGGCCAAGCACAUGCUCAAAUGAGGCCGGGACCCAACCAGCCAAUACAUGGUUCUCAGCCCCCAGUUGCUGCUGGGCCUAGCCAUCACUAUGGAAAGCCUCGUGGGCCCUCUGGAGGGCCAGGCAGAUACCCUCCAAGUGGAAAUCCUGGUGGGGGAUACCACCCCAAUCGUGGAGGUCAAGGUGGCGGAGGUGGUUACAACAGUGGGCCGUAUCCUUCACAAGGGAGAGGUGCGCCAUAUGGUUCUACCAGCAUUCCCAGUGGUGGUCCCCGGGGUGGGGGAGGAAGUGGCUAUGGAGUUGGUGGUCCAAACUAUUCUCAAAGUGGUCCAUAUGGCAGUUCUGCUGCUGGUCGUGGCUCAAACAUGAUGGGUGGAAACCGCAAUCAGCAGUAUGGUUGGCAACAAUAGUUAUGAUUUGAUAAGUUAUAUAACAUGGUAAUUCAAUAAGAAACCAAAUGAUAUAAUUGGAAUGAGUAGAACUUAUUUCCUACUUCCUAAGAUUGAAAGCAGAGUCAUCCACAACAUAAUUUAAAUAAUUUCCCCAAUGAGGGGGGGUUAUUUGCUUUAUAGAGAAUUAUUUGUCCUCUAUUCUGUUAUAUUCUGUUAUAGAGAUGCGAAGUUCUGAUGCGGUACGGAGUCUGUAAUGUGUUCUUGAAGUUGUGUUUUUAGCGGUAUGGAUUCAGUAAUUUGUCCACUGCAGGGACCAUGGUAUUGUUAUUUUCAAUUAUUGCGAGUGUAAUAUCAAUCAUAGAAUGAGCGCUUCUGCAAGUUUUUGUCUUUUAGAAAUGUGUAAAACAAAAAUGUUUACAUUUUAAGGAUCUCUGGCCUGUCCAAUAAAAAUUAUCUUAUUGUGGUUACUUUUUAUUUUA